UGAACUCCACCUCCCACAAUCCUCGGUACCGAGUAGGAAGUUGACGUGUUUUCGCUACGUGUCAGGAAGUUGUCUGUAGUCAACAUGGCGGCGCAGCAGGGUGAUGUUGAUGAACUCUUCGAUGUGAAAAACGCUUAUUACAUUGGCAGUUAUCAACAAUGCAUAAACGAGGCUCAGAAGGUGAAGCCUUCGUCACCAGAGAAGGAGACUGAAAGGGACAUUUUUCUGUACAGAGCAUACAUUGCCCAGAGGAAGUAUGCGGUUGUCCUGGAUGACAUUAAAGCCAGUUCUCCACCUGAGCUUCAAGCUGUCAGGAUGUUUGCCGAGUAUCUUUCCAGUGAAAGCAAAAGGGAUGCUAUUGUCGCCGAUCUUGACAAGAAGAUGGCUAAGAGUGUGGAUGCAGCCAACACCACCUUCCUCCUCAUGGCUGCCUCCAUCUACUACCAUGAGAUCAACACUGAUGCUGCUCUCAGGACUCUGCACCAAGGAGAAAGCCUGGAGUGCAUGGCCAUGACCAUUCAGGUGUUGCUGAGUCUGGAUCGUGUUGAUCUGGCAAGGAAAGAGCUGAAGAAGAUGCAGGAGCAGGAUGAGGAUGCUACUCUGACCCAGCUGGCCACAGCCUGGGUUAAUAUUGCUGUGGGUGGAGAGAAGCUGCAGGAUGCCUACUACAUUUUCCAGGAGAUGUCAGACAAGUACUCAUCUACACUGCUGCUUCUCAACGGGCAGGCGGCCUGUUACAUGGCUCAGAAUAAAUGGGAGGAGGCUGAGGGAGUGCUACAGGAGGCACUUGACAAGGACAGCGGCCACCCUGAGACGUUAAUCAACCUUGUAGUGCUGACUCAGCACCUGGGCAAAGCUCCAGAGGUAACCAAUCGGUACCUGUCUCAGCUGAAAGAUGCACACAGAGCCCACCCAUGCCUGAAGGACUAUUUAGCCAAGGAGAAUGAGUUUGACAGACAAGCGUUGCAGUACGCUCCCACUGCUACAGUAUAAGACAUCUGCUUUUGCUGAGAUGCCUCAACAAUGGACUUAAGUUGCAACACUCUGUCUCUCUCACACACACACCUGUAUUUCUUUGAUAUUUUUACUUGUAAGAAAAAAUGUGCUUAAAGGAAACUUUGGCCGUAUUAUUUAAACCAGACCAGAGGUCAUCAUUUUCCUUGGGGAUAGAUGAAACAUGUCUGCCUUGGUAUCCAUUCUUUAUAAAUUUGCAUUUCUCUCACGGAAAUCAACACAGCUGUUUAAUGUAAGCAUUCCUUUGAAAUGAUAAUAAAUGUUUAAUUAAUGUGA
This is a messenger RNA of Xiphias gladius (swordfish), 1290 nucleotides long. It is a transcript of the gene cope, whose product is annotated as COPI coat complex subunit epsilon. Gene Ontology annotation, biological process: endoplasmic reticulum to Golgi vesicle-mediated transport; intra-Golgi vesicle-mediated transport; retrograde vesicle-mediated transport, Golgi to endoplasmic reticulum. The transcript has 10 exons. The coding region runs from base 85 to 993 and encodes 302 amino acids. Lineage: Eukaryota; Metazoa; Chordata; Actinopteri; Istiophoriformes; Xiphiidae. Gene Ontology annotation, cellular component: COPI vesicle coat. Gene Ontology annotation, molecular function: protein binding; structural molecule activity. The record is from RefSeq and is a predicted model, not a curated record.